Messenger RNA from Phascolarctos cinereus (koala), 2094 nucleotides. RefSeq names its product aquaporin 1 (Colton blood group) (gene AQP1). The record is from RefSeq and is a predicted model, not a curated record. Gene Ontology annotation, molecular function: ammonium channel activity; carbon dioxide transmembrane transporter activity; glycerol transmembrane transporter activity. Gene Ontology annotation, biological process: renal water transport; carbon dioxide transmembrane transport; hyperosmotic response. NCBI's taxonomy places the organism in Eukaryota, Metazoa, Chordata, Mammalia, Diprotodontia, Phascolarctidae. Gene Ontology annotation, cellular component: membrane.
GGGCUGCUCUCCAGAGCACUGCUCAUGCUCUGAGGGCAAGGACGGGUGUGCCAACCAGUUAUAGCCACUGAGGCAGGGCAGGGCAGGAUAGAGCAAGACAGGUGGAGCUCAGGGGCACCAUGGCCAGUGAGUUCAAAAAGAAGAUUUUUUGGAGGGCAGUGGUGGCCGAGUUCCUGGCCAUGAUCCUCUUCGUGUUCAUCAGCAUUGGCUCAGCCCUGGGCUACAACUACCCAGUGGAGGGUAACAAGACCUCGGGGGCCAUGCAGGACAACGUGAAGGUCUCUCUGGCUUUUGGGCUCAGCAUCGCCACGCUGGCGCAGAGUGUGGGCCACAUCAGCGGGGCCCACCUCAACCCCGCAGUCACCCUGGGGCUCUUGCUCAGCUGCCAGAUCAGCGUGCUCCGGGCUCUCAUGUACAUCAUUGCUCAGUCCGUGGGGGCCAUCGUGGCCACAGCCAUCCUCUCGGGCAUCACCUCAAACCUCCCUGGCAACACCCUUGGGCUCAAUGGGCUCGCCAAGGGAGUCAAUUCAGGCCAGGGACUGGGCAUCGAGAUUAUUGGCACGCUGCAGCUGGUGCUAUGUGUACUGGCCACCACGGACCGCAGGCGCCAUGACAUCACAGGCUCCGCUCCAUUGGCUAUCGGCCUCUCUGUUGCCCUGGGCCACCUCCUCGCGAUUGAUUACACCGGCUGCGGCAUCAACCCUGCGCGCUCCUUCGGCUCAGCGGUUAUUGCCAACAACUUCGAGCACCACUGGAUUUUCUGGGUGGGGCCCUUCAUCGGGGGUGCCUUGGCUGCGCUCAUCUACGACUUUAUCCUGGCCCCACGCAGCAGCGAGCUCACGGACCGCAUGAAAGUCUGGACCAGCGGGGAGGUGGAGGAGUACGACCUGGACGCGGAGGACAUGAACUCCAGGGUGGAGAUGAAGCCAAAGUAGAGGCAGCCUCCGCGGAGUGGGGGAGGGGUGGGCUUGAUGGGCAGGCGGGAGGGGGGCAAGGGCGGGGGCUGGGGGAAGAUGUCAAUCUAUGUUAUAGACUCUACAAGCCCCUGACUCGGAGACAUCCGGCAGACCCCCCAGGGCGCCUGGGCUCCUGGGGUGUUUCAGCAUCUUUCUUUCUCUUUCCUUGCCUCCUGUUUCUCGAGCUGGGUGCCUGGAGUCCCCAUGUUGGUGCUUGUUUCCCCAAGAGUGGGACACGAGAGAGGGAAGGGAGCACCUCAAAGCAGCCUCCCUGGGGCCCUGGACUGAGGUUUCCAAGGGGAUUCUAGGGCGAGGCAGCUGAGCUAUUUGUCUAUGCCACACGAUGUGAGGGGAACUUGCAAAGCUUUCUGCCCCCAAUUGUCUCCCCCACCCUGACACCUGCUCCAAAUUCUACCUUUUGAGGGGUGUCAGAUUCCCCAUCUGUGAAAUGGGUGCACUGGAUAAGUCGCCCUCCAAAACAUCUUACAGCAGUAAUGACACAGGAGUUUGUGAAUACAGAGAGUGUAGAUUGGAGAAGAGCUGAGGACCAGAAGUGGGGUCUGCAUCCUGAGGCUUCUGGCAGAGGAUGUGCCCACUCCUUCCCCACCCAACAUGAUCCUUGAGGUCUUCAUUAAGCCCUCAGGAAAUAAUCCUGUCAAAGCAUCUUUUUUUUUUCCCCUUGAAUUGCAUAGAGAAUUUCUGCCGGUGGAAGUGUGCUGAGGCCUGAGGCACCAACUCUGCCUGGGCUUCUGUUCUGUAGCCUUAGGCCAGAGCAGGCCUGGAUAACCCUGGCCAUGCCCCAGUGCCCUUCUGUUUGCUGGGAGCCGGUCCGGGUCACCCUAGGGCCUGGUGGGGCUAUCUCAGUCAGGGACACCAGCUGUAGAGACAAGACAACUACCCGCUCAGGCUGGUCCCUCUCCUGCUCCCUUCCCACCAACAUUCCAGCAGGGUCUACACAGCCCGCAGACAGGGAGCUCCAUCAGGGUAGACAAUGGCCCCAAGAGACAGGAGCUGGGACCCCAAGUGGGGUCGAUGCCCUGGACCCUCCCCUUCCCUUGCCUCCAUGCCCACCCUCUCUGCCAGCAGCCAGGCCUCCGCAUGCCUAGGCAUCCUGAAGGAGAUGGAGACACUCAGUCCA